CCAGACCAGAGCAGGCCAGACCCCCUGAACCAUUCAAGUUUCCAAUUCUAAUCUCUCUCUCUCUCUCUCUCUCUCUCUCUCGCUCUCUGUCUCACAUUUGAGAGCUCGCUUCAUGAAUUUGUCAGCUGAAAAAGAAAAUGAGGGAUUUUGAGUUCAACGAUUCGUUUUGUUGACGCAUCUGAGCAAUGUGGUUCUAGGAAACGAAGAUUUGGACUGCCGUGACAAUGUUGAUGUUACGUUGUCGUAGAAUGUUAAAUUCAUUGGGCUUAGUCUUAGGUCUAGGGUUUCAUUGUAGUUUUUAGUCGAGGAAGUGAAGCUUUUGACUUUUUUUUGUUUUUUGUUUUUUGUUUUUUGUUUUUUUUUGUGUGUGCGAGUUGUGUGAUUUAUUAGCCGCGUCUGUGGAUAUAUAUAUAUAUAUAUAUAUGCAUCGGGAUGUGAAUGGAGUAAAAGAAAUUUGUGUCUUGUUUUUGAAUUUUUUUUGGCUGAUAAUGCAAUUUGAAGAAGCUCAGGAUUCGAAUUUUUACUUUAAUUUGGUGAUUUAUCGGCAACGAAUGCGUGAUCAAACAUGCCAAGCAUCAGAGCUCCGGUAACCAAGAAAACCACUACCCUUACGGUUGCGGUAAAAUGUAGGCCGGUAAGGGAGAGGGAACGUGGUCGUGAUAUAGUUCGUGUGAGCAAUGAUCAGGAGGUGCUUAUUUUGGAUCCUGACCUAUCAAAGUACUACCUUGAUCGCAUACAAAAUCGGACGAAAGAGCGGAAGUAUUCUUUUGAUUAUGCAUUCGGCCCUGAGUCUACUAAUUCAGAUGUCUACAAGAGAAGUAUAUCUUCUGUAAUUGCUGGGGUUGUUCAAGGUCUCAAUGCAACUGUAUUUGCAUAUGGAGCAACUGGAAGUGGUAAAACAUAUACAAUGGUUGGAACUCAACAUGAUCCUGGACUCAUGGUUCUCAGUUUGCAUACAAUUUUUGAUCUGAUCGAGAAGGACAAUAGCUCUGAUGGCUUCGAAGUUUCUUGCUCCUACCUUGAAGUUUACAAUGAAGUUAUCUACGAUCUGCUUGAAAAAUCCUUGGGUCAUUUGGAACUUAGGGAGGAUCCAGAGCAAGGAAUAGUUGUUGCUGGGCUUAGAUGCAUCAAGGUUCAAUCAGCUGAUAGGAUUCUUGAACUUUUAAAUUUGGGGAACAGCAGACGAAAAACAGAAAGCACGGAGGCUAAUGAAACAUCCUCCCGCUCACAUGCAGUUUUGGAGAUUACUGUGACAAGAAAACAGAGAAGCAAGUAUCGAAGUCAAGUUAUCAAAGGAAAACUUGCACUUGUGGAUCUUGCUGGCAGUGAACGAGCUUCUGAAACAAAUAGUGGAGGCCAAAAGCUACGAGAUGGCUCUAAUAUUAAUCGUUCGCUUCUUGCUUUAGCAAACUGUAUAAAUGCCCUAGGAAAACAACAGAAGAAGGGUCUAGCUUACGUCCCUUACCGCAAUAGCAAACUGACACGGAUUCUUAAAGAUGGUCUAAGUGGUAAUUCUCAAACAGUUAUGGUUGCUACUAUAUCACCUGCGGAUAAUCAGUAUCAUCAUACUGUUAAUACCUUAAAAUAUGCUGAUCGGGCUAAGGAAAUUAAGACACACAUCCAGAAAAACAUUGGCACCAUUGACACUCAUGUAUCAGAUUACCAACGCAUGAUUGAUAACCUUCAGAUAGAGGUUUGUCGGUUAAAGAAAGAGUUAGCUGAAAAGGAGUCUCAACUAUGCGCCAAACCAACCGGAAAAACAGUGGAUGAUGAACUGUCUUGGUUGAACAUAUUGAGCCAAGAAAUCAGUGAAAAUGUUCAGGAACGGAUAAACUUACAGAAGGCUUUAUUUGAGCUUGAGGAGACAAACCUUCGCAACCGCACUGAGCUCCAACAUCUUGAUGAUGCUAUUGCAAAGGAACAGGCCAUUGAGAAAGAUGGAGCUUUGGUUCAGGCUUUAAGAGGAAGGCGACAAGUCAUUCUUGAUAACAUUCGUGAUAAUGAUGAAGCUGGUGUCAAUUACCAUCAGGAAAUUGAAGCAAAUGAGAAGCGCCGCUGUGAACUACAAGAUAUGAUUGACGAAGCCAUUAGUAACAAUGGCAACAAAACCUACUUGCGCAUUCUCAGUCAAUAUAGGCUCCUGGGAAUGGCUAAUACCGAGCUUCAGUUUGAAGUUGCAAUGAGGGAUCAAAUCAUUUACAACCAAAGGGAAGUGCACAGAAACCUCUGGAAUUUGCUCAUGGCUUUAGGACUUGAUGAGAAGCAGACAUUGGAGCUUGCUGCUAAGCAAGGAAUAACUAUAGAAGACUGGACAACGACCCCCCAUUUGGAGUACUCAAACAGGAGGCAAUCACUAAAUCCGGGUUACGGAAGAUUUACACCCUCACGCUAUUGUCCUUGUGUUGGGCGGUCCUUUGGUAGAUCAUCUUGCAUCUUUCCACAAAAUCAAGAUUUCAGUUCUGGUUCGUUUUCCAAGGGAUAUUGGGACUUGGCUCACACAUUUUGCAGGGAGGAGCGUCAUAGUUCAUACUACUUGAUGGCUCAUGAUCACUCCCCCUCAGCGUACUUGAGGUUGAGAAGUAGUAGUGGGCAUUGGGUUGGUGGUGGGAGGCCAAGUUCGUGGUUCAGCACUCCUGAUAACCUUCUUAAUUUUCGCAAUUCAUAUCCACAGAUGAGAAGUCAGUCUUCUCCAUAUCAUGAAAGCUGCAUACUCACUUCAUCCUGUAGUGCUGACUUCUCCCAGCAUCACAAGGAUGCGUGGAGUAAUAUUACAAGGCGACAUCAACACAUGAUGGGUAAUAAUGUUGGAUUGAGUAGCAAUGAAGACUCAUACAUAGGAAUAAUGAUGAACCACGGUGGAUCAGCUCGAGAUCUGUUUGGAUACACUCCAUCAGAGCAAGGUUCGAGCAUGUUACGUUUUGACAACAUUUUUCCAAACACAAGAGCCUCGAACCGCCCGGAUGUCCCCCAAGUGCUCCCCUCAUAUGUUACUUCUUCAGGGCCAUCAUUCAGUUCCAAUAACCUUGAUUCUCACCCCUCCAGUUUUGUAUAGACUUUUUCGACAUUUCUCUUAUUCCUUUUUUAGGUCUCAUUCCCUUUCCGAUUUUUAUCUCCAAAAUGUACAUAUGUGUUGAGUACCUUUGUCAAUAAUUGAGUAUCUUCUAUUCAUUUUUAUUUUUAUUAUUAAUUUUUGUUUCUGUUUUUUCUGGAGGAAUGUAGUGACACUGUUUGUUUGUACAUAUAUGUACUUGGUGCUACCUCUCUUUUUUGAAUAGCAUCAGCUUCUGAUUUGGUGUGUGGUUUGGGGGAGGAUGGAAAGGACUCGAACCUUCUGGUUCAUCAGUGGAACUCCUACUCUAUAUAUGUUGGAUGCAAUUACUGUCUAAA
Messenger RNA from Camellia sinensis, 3387 nucleotides. Its product is annotated as P-loop containing nucleoside triphosphate hydrolases superfamily protein. Gene Ontology annotation, biological process: microtubule-based movement. Gene Ontology annotation, molecular function: ATP binding; microtubule motor activity; microtubule binding. The record is from RefSeq and is a predicted model, not a curated record. Lineage: Eukaryota; Viridiplantae; Streptophyta; Magnoliopsida; Ericales; Theaceae.